Colletotrichum lupini is the source of this 2175-nucleotide messenger RNA. Its product is annotated as LysM domain-containing protein. The coding region runs from base 1 to 2175 and encodes 724 amino acids. The transcript is spliced from 7 exons. NCBI's taxonomy places the organism in Eukaryota, Fungi, Ascomycota, Sordariomycetes, Glomerellales, Glomerellaceae. The record is from RefSeq and is a predicted model, not a curated record.
AUGGAGAGACACUCAUUGUGGCUUCUGUUCGUUGCACUUAGUUUUCUGCAAACAUGUCACUCUUUCAACCUUUACCCAGCUAUCAACGGCGAUAAGCUCGCCAAGUCACUGAACGUCACAUCAGACUGCAUCGCAGCGCUAAAUCAAACUAUUCCAGAAUGCGAUCAGACGUUACUACAGAUGACGAUGAACGUAGAGAACUACUGGUGGACCGAUGACAACCUCACGGCUGUCUGCGACUCAGGCUGUGCUGAAGCCGUUGGAUCGUGGAACUACAAUGUCUCUGAUCCUUGCUUCGAGCAGUCUUUCACUGCAUAUGGAAAGCUUGUGCCCAUAUGGACAGUCACUGAGCGAGUUGUUGACAAUCUCAUCUUUGCCUGUUUGCCGUCUCGAUCCGAAAACUACACAUACUGUCUCACAGAAUCUCAGGAGUGGGUUGGAGCCGAUGUGUUGCGGGUCGACUGUGAUGCCAAUCCCUCAGAUCCUACUUGCGGCGGUAACUCCACGGACAUCCCCGAGGCGAAUGUUCGCCUAGCCAACCUGUACGAAGACGAUAUUCUUUACACUCGCAUCUCGUCCAUCUUCGUGCCGGAUACCGACUACUCAGAAUAUCUCGCAGAUCAGAUUUUUGAUAUCUCAGACGUUUGCAACAAAACUAUUCCCGACUUCACUGUUGCACUGCCUUGGGAUUAUCAGACUGCAUCGACCCUGUCUUCCGUAAACGUGGGGUCUUCAACGAGUGUCGUGGCCACUGCCACCUCCACUGCCGCUGCCACGACCACAUGUGUUGGUCAGACUCUUGACUCUGCCGCUGCAUCAAAGAGAGAUAAUGCUUUGGACUGGAUCAAGAGGUCCACGCCUGGGUUGGAGCCUAGGCAGGCAUCGUCAUGCGAUGACUUAUCGUCUCAGUAUGGCGUCAGCACUGGCGCACUUCAGUGGUUCACCAACAGUGAAACCCGCGCUGUCUCUGGCUCGGUGUGUCUUCCUCAGCGGUGCACAUUGCAGAAAGUUGGAAGCAACGAGACGUGUGCGAGUAUCGCGGCAUCCAUCGGUGGUGACACCACUAUUGUCCAGUUCAAGAAGUGGAAUACUUCCCCUGGCGUCAACGCUACAUACACAUUGCCUGCACCACCAUUAGGCACAGAAGCCAAUGCCGGAAAUCAACAACGAGGAGGCGCCGGUGGCAUAGUAUCGGCUACGACCACCGCAACAGACAUUGUCAACCCUGUGUCGGGAGGAACAGCCCCUAGCCCAACCCAAGACGGGCUUGUCACCAACUGCAAUAAUUACGCAAGUGCUACUGCUGGAGACGGAUGCGAGGCGUUUGCCACGCGCAACUCGAUUGCGCCAACACAGCUCUAUGCAUGGAACCCAGUCCUCGGAACUGCUGGUUCCGAAUGCUCAACCGCUCUGUGGGCUAGUGAGUAUUACUGCAUCGGCACGUGGAAGCCGACCCAGACUUCUGCCGUAACUGCGCCAGGUCCAACCCAGACUGGAAUCACGUCUAGCUGCAACAAGUACGCAGAGGCCAUCUCCGGUGACGUUUGUACCGUCUUUGCCUCUCGAAACAACAUUACCACCGCUCAGCUGUACGCUUGGAAUAGCGUGCUGGGAGCCAACGGAGAGAACUGCGCUGGCUCCAUGUGGGCGAACGAGUACUACUGUGUUGGUGUCUCGGGAUCAUCAUCCGCAGCGACCACGACACAGGCGACGACUGCCACGGCUGCAGUCUCGACGACUGCUACUCAAGUCACAGCUCCUGGUCCGACUCAGACCGGCAUCGUCUCGAGCUGUUCCAAGUUUGCCAAGGCUCCCUCCGGAGUAGUCUGCGGCGACUUUGCGAGCAGCAAUAGUAUUUCAACCGAUCAGUUGUAUGCAUGGAACACAGUUCUCGGUUCCAAUGGAGAGAACUGUGCGUCUUCAAUGUGGGCAAACGAGUACUACUGCGUCGGCAUCACUGUGGCCGCCCCUGGCCCAACGCAGGAUGGCAUCAACUCUAACUGCGCUCGAUACGCCGAAGCACCUUCGGGAGCGACCUGCACCACGUUCUCAAGCGCCAAUGAAGUUACCUUGGCUCAAUUGUAUGCUUGGAAUCCGGUCUUGGGCACAAAUGGGGAGAAUUGCGCCACUAAGAUGUGGGCUCAGGAGUAUUACUGUAUCAGUAUCACUAAGUAG